Molecule: messenger RNA, 3666 nt
Organism: Rotaria sordida
Lineage: Eukaryota; Metazoa; Rotifera; Eurotatoria; Philodinida; Philodinidae
Source: the annotation of a GenBank genome assembly
AUGAAUUUAAAUAAUGCAGACAAAGAUUUAUUUUUUAAUCAACAUUGUAUUGAAUUAGCUAAAUUAUUACGUACAGAACGAACCGAAGAUUUUCUUCAUCUCUACGAUAGUUUACCAUCAGAAUGGAAUGGGUCUCGACUUGAAGAAGCAAAAGAAUAUAUUCGUCAAUUACAAGAACUCAAUGAAAACGAAUUUGAAUGUAUUUAUCAACGUAUAUUUCAUAACGAAGAAAAACAACAUUCUUCAACUAUUCUUAUGUCACAAUUACCAAUGAUUCAUAAUGAUGAUGAACAAAUAAAUAAUCGAAUAACAUCAAUAUCAAAUCGUCAACAAAGAACAACAACAACAACAACAACAACUAAUAAUCUUGUAUGUGAUGAAAAACAUGAUAUAUCAUCAAAAAAUUCUUCAUCUAUAAAACGAAAUAAUGAUGAAACAAAUACUAAAACGCGACGUCUUCAAUCAAUAACUAAUAAUAAUAAUAAUAAUAAUAAUAAUAAUAGUACACAUAUUAUGUUACAAAAUAAUUGUCGAACAACACGUACUCCUGUUGAUUCUUUUGUUCAAUUAAAUCUUAAACCAUCUAUUGAUAUUACAGUAGAAGAAUAUAAGAAGACAAGAGGUCCAAUGUCUACUACCAAAACUGGUAAUACCACUAAUCGACUUACUGUGUCUCAAUCAACUGAUACAAAUCAAUCGAGCAUAACACAACCUAAUGUACUUAAAAAUCAUAAAACAUCUAUAAAAAAUAAAUCUCAUGAAGAAUCAAAUUUUGAUUAUUUUUCAAAAAUGAAUAAUAAUAAUAAUAAUAAUGAUGAUGAUAAUGGUGAUAGACAACAUUCACGUUCAUCAUCAUCAUCAUCAUCACCAAAAGCAACAAUAACAAAUCGAUUUACAACAUCAUUAAAUAAUAAAAAUGAUUUAUCAAUUAAUCAAACAUUUUCACAAUCAAAAUCUUAUGAACAUAGUAAAUUAAUUCCUAAUAAUGAUUUUGAUUCUCAUGGUUCAUCAAUAGCAACAAAAUCAUCAUCAGAAAAUAGUGGAAGUACUCGAAAUGGUUCAGCUACAGAUAGUGAUGAUGAACAUAGAAAAAAUACAUUUCAAUCAACUAAAAAAUCUUCUAUACUAUCAAAACCUAAAUCAUUACAUAAUGAUGAUACACCAACAAUAGUGUUAAAUAAAAUCAGCAAUCAUCCAACUAGUCAACAUGAUCGUAUUUCAUCUUUACCUCAACAAGAUAGUUAUGAAUUAGUUCAAUUGAACGUUAAUGAUGAACAUGAUGUACGUGCUAGUCAAGUACCUCGUUUUAAACUACCUGCUAUUGAUGAUCCAAACGGCAUUAAUAAUUCAACUAAUGAUGUUUUUUCUUAUACGACCCAAAGGUCUCCACAAAAUAAUGUCUUAGCAUCUAGUCAUCAAAAUCGAAAUCCUGAACAUCAUGAGCAAUAUAAUACCAACCAUUCCAAUUCAUCACGUAAACCUUCGGGUCGAACAACUAAAAAACGAAAACAAUCAAAUCAACAAGAAAUAAUUCGUACAGAAUUAAUACCAGGUCAUCGUGGUGAUCUUGAUGUUGAUGAACUUGUUAUGUUUAUUGAUGGUAAUUCAGCAUCAAAACAAAAACAACGACAUAAUUCAGCUCCAUUACGUUCAACAGAUACAAAUAAAUUUAAAACAAUAUCAUCAUUACCUGAUACAAAUAGUAAUACUACUACUACUGCUACUAAUAUUAAUAAUAAUACAAUAACAUCUCGAAGAAAAUCUCGUAAACCAAUUAAAAUUAUACAAGAAUCAAUAAAUAAUAAUGAAAAUAAAACAUCACAAAUUGAUGAAGAUAUACAAUCGAUUGAGUUUAUUGAUGAUGAUGAUGAUUUAACAACAACACAUUCCAUCAAUAAUACAUAUAAUGAAGAAAAUAUAACGAAUAUUAGUCUUCCAAAUGAUGAUGAAUCUCAUUCAAAUACAAUCGAUAUUGAUACUACUAAUGAUUCUAAUACAACCAAUGGUGAAAUAUCAUUACCCGAAUGGUUAGAACCUAUACAUAGUAUAUCUUCAACAAAUGAUGAUAUUGAUUCAUUUUCAUUAUCAUCAUCAUCAACAACAACAACAAUAAAUAAUUUGAACAGUGAAAUUAUAUCUGAACCAUUUGUAACUGUAACACAUCGUCGUCGUUUAACAAAAGAACGUCGUCAAGAUAAUAAUUCAUUAUUAUCAAAAUCAUCUCGUUUACCAUUAUCUUCAAAUAUAAAUGAUAAACGUCGUUUUCAAUCAUCAACAUCAACACAAAAUGGUAUUAUACGUUCAACAAUACGUAAUAGUCUUUCAAAUAUAAAACCAUUUAUUUCUACAACAAAAGAAGAACAUACAAAUAGAAUUUCUUCAUCACCACCUCCAUCUUCACAAGCAAUAUCUCAAACAUCAGUGCAACCAACAUCAAUACCACCACCUCAAUCACAACCUCCACCACCGCCACCAACAUCAUCAUCAUCAUCCAUGUCAAAUCAUGUUAUUGAACAAUCAUCACCUCGUUUAUCAUCUCAUUCAUCUUCAUCAUCAUUACCAUCAUUACUUAAACGACAAUCAAAAGCUCCACCUGUAGUUUUUCUAAAUAAAUCUAUAGAUAUUGAAUUAAAUGAUGUUUCAUUUGGUUUUGAUGUUGAAAAUCCAAUAACUGAUAAACCUCUAACACCAACAUCAUCAUCUCUACCUAUUGAAAAAGAAAUUGAAACUGAAUCUAAUACAUUAUCAUCUCUACAAUUAAAUGAUUCAUCAAUAAAUUUAAAAUCAUCUUCUUCUCGACGUUCAUAUCAACAACAACAACAACAACGAAAUAAUCGUGGAUUAUUAUUCUAUUCUGGUUCUGAUAUACGUCCACAACAACAACAACAACAUCAUCAUAGAAAUUAUCCAUCACAAUCAUCUUAUAUUGAUCCAUUACUUUUAUUAUCAUAUAAUCAAUCACGUUUUGCUACUAAUUAUUCUCAACAAUUAGCUUAUAUGAAUUUAUUACGUACACAAUAUUUAUCAUCACCAUCUCCAUAUGUUCUUAUACCAACAACAUAUACAACAACAACAACAAAUGAUAUUGAACAAGAUAGUAAAAUUCAUGAUGAUGAUAAUGAUGGAAUAAAUCAAACAUCUGAACAAAUGCAAGAACCAUUACUUAUUUAUGCAACAAUUCCAACACAAACAGGACCAAUUUAUCUUCAAUCAACAAAAAAAUCUUAUUAUGAACUUGAACAAUUACAACAAUCAUCUAUGUCAACUAUGUAUCCAACACAAUAUUUUUAUCCAACACAAACACAACAUAUUCCAUCACAUCCAGCUUAUUUUCAACCAAUAACAUCACCAUCAUUAUUAAUUGAUACAAAAUCUCAACAAGAUGAUACUGAUAAUGAUGAUGAUGAUGAUGUUGUUGAUAAUAAUAAUAAUAAUAAUAAUGAUUAUGAUAAAUCAACAAGAUUAUUUCAUCAAACACAACAACAAUCAUCAUCUCAUAUUAUGUCUAAUGCAUUACAACUUGUUUAUAGUCAAGAAAAACGAAAUCUACAAACAGAUCGUUUUAAUCUUGAUCAAUUAACUGCUUAUUUAGCAAUGAAAUGGACAGAUACUAUAAAUCAUUAUGAACAAGGCGAUGAUGAGAUAUUGUUAAUGGGUGAACAAUAA